Solea senegalensis (Senegalese sole) is the source of this 6039-nucleotide messenger RNA. Its product is annotated as cyclin-dependent kinase 5 activator 1-like. The record is from RefSeq and is a predicted model, not a curated record. Gene Ontology annotation, biological process: brain development; positive regulation of cyclin-dependent protein serine/threonine kinase activity; activation of protein kinase activity. Lineage: Eukaryota; Metazoa; Chordata; Actinopteri; Pleuronectiformes; Soleidae. Bases 724 to 1728 code for a protein of 334 amino acids. Gene Ontology annotation, cellular component: cytoplasm; protein kinase 5 complex. Gene Ontology annotation, molecular function: protein kinase binding; cyclin-dependent protein serine/threonine kinase activator activity. The transcript has 3 exons.
CUCUCGCUCUCCCUCUCUCCCUCUCGCGCGCAGGUUUUCAUAGCUGAUGGUCUAAGCCGCAGUCUAUUUUUGGAUUUCAUAGUAGCCAUUUCCCCCCCUCUCUCUUGUUUUUUUUAAUUUUUUUAUUAACGCCAUUGUGUUGAUUAAGGAACGCGUUGUUUUAUUUAUAUGUGUGUGUGUGUGUGUUUGUGUGACGAGGUAAGUCACCAUCACAUCAGUAGCGUGACAUUAACAGCCGUGACCGUGUCGGUUUCCCACUCCUCAAUGGAAGACAUCUUCCCACGCUCGGGAGUGAAGCUCGUGCCGCAUCUGUUGUGCAUCAGUAUUCCCAUCGAGGAGCGGGGGAAUUCUCUACAGAUGAAGAUUUGAAAAUUACAAAAAAUCGAAUUAAAAAGACAGGAGGAGGGAGGCAACAGCAACAGCAGCCGCAGCAGCCGCCUGCAACGCUGGGGUUUUACGUUUGUCAUCAGGGUCCGAUCCGUUUUUCACGGCCUGGACCCUCUGGUGGUGUGGACAGCAGCGGGUGGGAAGCGUUCUGACUCCUUCACCGCAUAUUCCCACAAGAUAAGGAGGCAAGUUAAUGGAUUUUAAAGGAGAAAACAACUGAUCAGAAGCUUUGACUUCCUCUAGAAGUGUCACUUUAAUCUUCUCAAAGCUCACUCAAAGAGCUUUCUCACCCCACUACUCCCUACUCCACUGUGUCGCUACCUGUUGCAAGGCAUCAUGGGUACAGUGCUGUCGUUGUCUCCCAGCUACCGGAAGGCGGCGCUGUUCGAGGACGGCCCGGCUACAGUGGGCCACUACACAGCCGUGCAGAACAGCAAAAAUGCCAAGGACGCUGCCGCAGCUGCAAAGUCCCUCAAGCGGCCUUCCAUUAUUAGCGUGCUGCCAUGGAAACGAAUCGUGGCUGUGUCGGCGAAGAGGAAGGGUUCCAAGAAGCUGCAGUCAGAGGGUGGGGACGGCGGGAAGGGGAACUCCCCGGAAGGUCACGCCACCGCCACAUCCGGCUCGGCCUCCAACAGUCUGAAGCUGAAGAAGUCGCAGUCCUGUGCGAACCUUUCAUCUUACUCAUCCAGCCAGGACCCCGCGACCACCACGACCACUACCUCCUCUCACCUGCCCACCUCUAAGACCCUGGCUAAUGUAGCUACUGUAGCUGUCAAAAAGAAUUCCCUCACAGGCUCUGGGAUCCAGCCAUCUACUGCAGCAGGCACGCCGAAACGUGUCAUUGUCCAGGCUUCCACCAGUGAACUGAUGCGCAGCCUGGGUGAGUUCCUGUGUCGACGCUGUUAUCGUCUGAAGCGUCUCUCCCCGACAGAUCCGGUGUUGUGGCUGCGCAGUGUGGACCGCUCCCUCCUCUUACAGGGCUGGCAGGACCAGGGCUUCAUCACUCCGGCCAACGUAGUCUUCCUCUACAUGCUGUGCCGCGACGUGGUCUCUGCCGAGGUGGCCUCCGAGCGGGAGCUGCAGGCCUCGCUGCUCACCUGCCUCUACCUGUCCUACUCCUACAUGGGCAAUGAGAUCUCCUACCCGCUGAAGCCUUUCCUGGUGGAGGCGGAGAAGGAAGCCUUCUGGGACCGCUGCCUGGAGAUCAUCAACCGCAUGAGUGGCAAGAUGCUUCAGAUCAACACCGACCCACACUACUUCACCCAAGUGUUUGCCGACCUGAAGAACGAGAGCAAGAAAGAAGAGGAGAAGACCAAACUCCUCAUAGGCCUCGACCGAUAAGAGGGAGCUUGGAGGGGGGGUGGGGGGGGAGUGAGUGUGGAGGGAUAGAUAGAAAGAUUGGUUGUGGUGAUCGGUGGAGUGACGGGUGGAUAGCGCGUCUCUACUGGUUUACGCUGAGUGAAAUUUCUUAUUUGCAACCCACGACAAAAAAAAAAAGCUAGAGAUUGAAUCAUUUCAGUUUGAUAAUGUGCCAUUUAAACAUUUUACCAAAACGCAAGAGAUUAAAAUCAGGGUUGUUGAAGUGACUUGUUGCUGUCCUGAGUCUGAGAUGAGUUAGAAACACCAGACAACACAGAUAUUCACAUAAAUAAUGGUGAAUGUUAUUAUAGAGAUAAAAAAAAAAAGUAUCGAUAUUGUGUGAUAGGCAUUUUCACCAUAGGGGGAAAUGUCGGCGUAAUUUAACGAAGAAUCGCACUGCUGCAUGAGGUCACCUCAUAAUAUGUCCUUGCACAUGACCGCCUGCUUAUUGCCAACUCCAUUUUUCCCUUUUCCCUACUUUCCUGCCUGAGCUUACUGCACUCACCAACACUGGCUGCGAGGCCCACUGUUGAAACCUAGAGAGCAUUAACUCUCUUUAAUUCCAUGAUAUGGAUGAGCGAGAAUCAACCACGACCAAAAUGUGAAAAUUACAUUUUACCAACCGCGUGCAAUUGCACUAUAGUGGAUUAGUUUUAUCCAUGUGGAACAUAAAGUACUGUAUGUUCAGGAGAGUGUUUGGGUUCAUCCAGUCAAAUCUGCUAUGAAUUGGAAGAUCAGUUGUUUGUUCUGUUUUAUAAGAGUAUAAAAUGCUAAUUUUGGGGAGCUGAAAGUGUUAAUUGUUACAGAAGCCGGAAUGCAAACUGUUUACAUUUACAAAAUUGACAAGGGAAAAUGCAAUACUGACCCCCGAGGGCACAUUUACACGAGGAAUCGUCGAAUUCCUUCCUGUCCCCUGCACUUUGUCUUGCAGUCCAUAUUGGUGCUGUAUUGAAUGAUCACGAGCGAGAAAGAAAGAAUUCUGCUUUAAAACACUGCGCUCGUGUCGCGUGCGUCAUACGUAUGAAUAUGAAUGAUUGGCAGAGCUGAGCUGAUGUUCAGAGGCUGGAUCACAUGAUCCAUGUCAGCUGAUGGCAAACAUCAGAAUGAUAGGGAAUGUGACUUGGCGUGCGGGUGUGUCGAGCGACGGGGGACGAUUCUACAAGUGCAAAAUGUGACUUUUCCCUCUUCUGCAGCAGCAGCGUUAACGUUGCCGUCGCUGCUCGACACGAGGGACUGAGGUUUGAAGUGUCCAGCCCCGUCCUCUGUCCCCUCCCCGUCCCCCGCGCUACUCAUCACUCUUGGACAAACAACAUGGACGUUUCCAUGCUGGUCUGAACCAGUCCUGUCCUGUGUGGAUACGGUCCAGUCCAGUUCAUAUCUAGAGACUGGUCCACUGACCUCGCUCAUUCAGUCGUUUGAUAUGCAUGUGUGCUUCUAUAGGUUUCCUGGCGGCAUGCUGCUGUGUGUUUUGGACACACUGCACCACACGUCACAGAAGAGACUGAGCAUUCGCCGCGCUGCACUACUGAAGGCUGAGCUCUGUGAUGUGACAUCCACUCAGCAUCAGGGUUCUCUGACGCGUCAGAGGCCGGUCGUGUCCCGUGCGUCGCAGAUAACGACAGAUCUGAGGAGCAAAACGCCACCAUUGUUGAUUCGACCUUAAAUGGCUCUACUUUCAGAGUUGCACAAAAGACUGGAGGGAUUUAGAAAGAGUAACGAACACUACAUUUCCCACAAUGCAAUCAGAAAGCACAUGUCAGACUCUAUUUAGUCUCAAACCCAAACAAAUAUUGCAAAUAUUGCUCACCUCAAUGUGUGGCCAGGAAAUCGCGUUUUAAGACAAAAGGAGAAUGAAGAGACUCCAUGCUCCGACGAUGUCACAUCACUGAGUGUUCUUUUUGUUAAAGAAAAAACCUCUGCCUUCUCAAACGGAGCAGAGACCUCGUGCCAUAAUCAUUCUAAAGACUCGUUAUUUAAUACACACGAUGGAGUGACACCAUGAGCCAACUGAACAACGAGGAAGACUCUGGUGAUGAAGAAGCUUUUCCACAGUGUUGUUGUUUCAGGUAUCAGUCAUGCAGACCAGAAUAGAGGGACUUUGAGAGUGAUGUUAUGAUGCAGGGAGGCGGCUUUAUGUGCCACAAGAACUCAACUGGUAUCGUCAAAAGCUGGAGAGUACGAAGCAUUCACUUCACAUAGGAACGUAUUGAAAUACAGAUUUGACAGAGUGUGUUUCCAGGUUUGCUGUCUCCACGGUAGAGAUGAGAGACGAUGUGUCGGGAUGACGACCGUGCUGAGGGUUCCAUGCUGUUUAUACACAGAAACAAACAAAAGACAAAACACGUAGCCUUGAUCCAGAGUCAGACCUCAUGCGAUAAAAUAUGCACGUGAAGAAUGAAUCCAUGGCAAACAGCUCGUUUACAUGUACUUUAUUAUUUCUGAUGGGUUAAAGAAUUGACAAGUAGCAUUUCUCCCACUUUAAUUUUACUUAUAUUUAUUUUGAUGGUAGGUUUGAUGAAGUCAAAUAUAGUGUAUAUAUAUAUGUAUAUAUGUAUGUAUAUAUAUAUAUAUAUAUAUAUGUAUAUAUAUAUAUUAGCAUUAGCUCCUUUUCCACCAACAUUUCCAGGAAGUUUUAUUACUGGUCACUUAUUCGCCCAGAGAAAAGAAUUCCUGUGGUAAUAUGUGUUGUUUGUGCUUCCAAAAAAGUUGGUAAGCUGCAAAAUGUGCUCCACCAAUCAGCGUUCUUCAGCACACAGCCCCGCCCCCUCUAUGGUGCCUGGUAAUCUGAAAAGUCCCUAGUCGCGAGUAGGUAAUUUUGGUGGAAACAGAAAGUUCCUGCAGUGGAAAAGGGGCUAUUGAUUUCCAUCAGUGUUUGCUGAAGCCUUCUCUGACAUAAUAUACAUAAUAUACCUGAUGACAGUAGAGUCUCUUAGCAAGCUAACAUCACCGCUGACCACUGAAAAAGCAACUUUAAAGGUAACAUCAGGUGAUAAGAGAAUAAAGUGAAAUUAAUGAUUUGCCAUGAUCCGAGCAUAUUUCGUAGAGGAGUGAUGAUUUCUUGCGUUCAAGAAGAACGCUCACUCACUGAGAAUUAUAAUAUACAGUAGCAGGAUUCAUCAGGUGAUUUUACCAGCUAUUACUUUAAUGUUAGCUCCAAAACGCUGCCUCAUGCUCUACCAUCUUUGUUUUGGGCCUCCCUCUUUCAUAGUUCAAAGUAAGGUAAUAUGAAACGGCUCUGUAGCAUCUGACGUCAACAUACAGUCGUACACAGACGACCUGACCCUGUUGUUCUCAAAUAUCGAGGGUAAAGCUGCUAACGUUGAACUCUGAACGUAUCCUGGAAUGUCUUCCUCAGAGUGGCGUGCAUUUGUUGUGCUAACUGUGAACGGGGCUUUUUUGUUUUUUUGUCUGAGGAAAUGAAAACUUCAACGCCACCAAAUAACGAAUGUGCUCUUCAGAAAGUAAUCCAGGUUGCAGCUUAAAGUAGACGAAUGCUCUUAGUCCGGUGUGUACACAUUUACUCUCUCCUUUCACAGUUUUUAAUUUAAAAAGUUCUGUUGAUGCCAUGUAUUCUUACUUCUUAUAACAGCACCGUGCAAACGCCCUCGGCCUGUGCAGGAGCGCAGGCUCCUGAAUCUCCAGAAACAGUCCAGUUUACCUCCAUCUAUUCUGCUCAUUUCUGAUGCUAAAUCAAAAACACACGUGUGCAUGCAUGCAUUCACACACACACACACACACACAUAGAGUAUUGAACGGGCUGUGGAUGUCUGAUGAAAACCUUUGACGGACGAGACGAGCGAUGGAAAAAAAAUGUCCAUCGACCACAUUUGAAGCACCUUUGCUUCACACAGGGACAGUAAAUGAAGACACAAGGAAACGAGCAAAGGAACUAUCCUCUGGAUGAAUCUUUAUCCGGUGUUAAAGAGAGAGAUGUGUACGGUUUGAAAUCACCCCCUCCUAUACAUCCUCUCAUCACUGGUUCACUUAGAACUAUGUGCCAUAUUUUUCUCUCGCAGACAUGAACAAGACAAAAAAAAAAACAACUCUCGUGUAACAUAAUGAAGCUUAUGAUAACGAUAAUAAUGUUAUUACAGGAUCUUUUCUUCCUUUUCAUUUGUGAAUCAUAAUUGUGUAAAGAAGAAAAUCUUCGUUGAACAAAAGUGGAGGCUACUCGUGUUACUGGAGUGCUGAUGCUGCAGUCUGUUACCAUGUGGAUGUAUGAAUAUGUAUGUGAGAAAUAAGAAUAAUUUGAUCAACUGUUACAGGUACUUUAUAUAAAAACCUUUACAAGCA